CCGGGGACGCCGAGCAGUCUGGGCUCUCGGCUGUAUAAGACCGGUCGCAGUUGGAGAAGGCCCGAGGGCAGUGCCGAAGUAGCAUCAGCACCAUGCUGUCCCGAGCAGCAUGCAGCACGAGCAGGAGGCUGGCGCCAGCUCUGGGGUGUCUGGGCUCCAGGCAGAAGCACACCCUCCCCGACCUGCCAUACGACUAUGGCGCUCUGCAACCCCACAUUGACGCCCAGAUCAUGCAGCUGCACCACAGCAAGCACCACGCGGCCUAUGUGAACAACCUGAACAUCGCGGAGGAGAAGUACCAGGAGGCCGUGGCCAAAGGAGAUCUUACCGCUCAGAUAGCUCUUCAGCCUGCAAUAAAGUUCAACGGUGGAGGUCAUAUCAAUCAUGCCAUUUUUUGGACAAACCUGAGCCCUAAUGGUGGUGGAGAACCCCAAGGGGAGUUGCUGGCAGCCAUCAAACGUGACUUUGGUUCCUUUGACAAGUUUAAGGAGAAGUUGACUGCUGUAUCUGUUGGUGUCCAAGGCUCAGGCUGGGGUUGGCUUGGUUUCAAUAAGGAACAAGGACGCUUACAGAUUGCCGCUUGUUCUAAUCAGGAUCCAUUGCAAGGAACAACAGGUCUUAUCCCACUGCUGGGCAUUGAUGUCUGGGAGCAUGCUUAUUACCUGCAGUAUAAAAAUGUCAGACCUGACUACCUGAAAGCUAUUUGGAAUGUUAUCAACUGGGAGAAUGUGACUGAAAGAUACAUGGCUUGCAAAAAGUAAAACAGGAUCAUUAUACUGAUCAUACCCUAAUGAUGCCAGCAAGCUAAUAUCCUGUUCUAAGAUGUGCACCAAGCUAGUACACACUGAAUAUCCUAUAAGGUCCUGGUUAGAUUUCAAUUAAUUAGUCAUUGAAGAAAGAUUUAUUUUCCUAUUGUAAGCGUGAAGUUUAUUGACUAUUAAUAAAAGAUUCUGUCAACCAUCAAA
Molecule: messenger RNA, 965 nt
Organism: Otolemur garnettii (small-eared galago)
Lineage: Eukaryota; Metazoa; Chordata; Mammalia; Primates; Galagidae
Gene: SOD2
Product: superoxide dismutase 2
Exons: 6
Coding region: 93-761 (222 amino acids)
Biological process (GO): superoxide metabolic process
Cellular component (GO): mitochondrion
Molecular function (GO): superoxide dismutase activity; metal ion binding
Source: RefSeq, a predicted model, not a curated record